AUGGCUAGAAGUGAGUUACAGGAUGUGCUUAUUACUACUACUACUACUACUACUACUACUACUACUACUACUACUACUACUACUACUACUACUACUACUACUACUACUACUACUACUACUACUACUACUACUACUACUACUACUACCAUUAAUGUG
Messenger RNA from Schistosoma guineensis, 156 nucleotides. Lineage: Eukaryota; Metazoa; Platyhelminthes; Trematoda; Strigeidida; Schistosomatidae. The record is from the annotation of a GenBank genome assembly.